This is a messenger RNA of Colletotrichum godetiae, 1443 nucleotides long. Its product is annotated as chaperonin 10-like protein. Gene Ontology annotation, molecular function: oxidoreductase activity, acting on NAD(P)H. The record is from RefSeq and is a predicted model, not a curated record. The coding region runs from base 487 to 1443 and encodes 318 amino acids. The transcript is spliced from 5 exons. Lineage: Eukaryota; Fungi; Ascomycota; Sordariomycetes; Glomerellales; Glomerellaceae.
GGCAGCGGGCUACCUUGUUCAAGAUCGCCUGUUCGGUCCUGAAGUUGCUACUUACCUGCACGCGAUUGAACAGUGAUGUCCUGGGAAACCUCUCAAGGUUCCCAAAAUCAUCAAUCUACAAAUCACUGGCUUUCAUAUGAAUGACUCAGGUAAGGCUUGAUGUGUGGGAAACAAGGUCGGACUUAAGUUUAGAGACCAGUCCGCUUGAGUCUUGAAGACCGGGGUUUACUUACACAUGAUAAUAGUACACGGACCUUCUCGUUUUCGCAACGUCACUAGAUGGAAUUUGAAAGCAAAGUACUUGAUUGCGAGGAUUGGGGCUUUUAUCGUUCAACCUGAAAGCACCUGCAUCGGUCAUCUAUAGGUUCUAGUACUCUCUCCCUGGGAGAAAUCUUGUAUGAACUUCAGUCGUUUCUCACGCCCAUUUGAUCCCAAAAUUGAGACUCAAGUUCCAUUGCCGAUACUACAACGAAAGCCUUGACUUUAAUGUCAAAGGAUAAUUCCGUUUUUGUACAAGAUAAUCCGAUUCCGCAGCCAGGUCCAAGAGAAAUCCUCUUCCGUGUGAGAGCAGUUGCGCUUAAUCAUGUGGACGCUCUCUAUACAUACAACAUAAUUGUGGCGCAGGAGUAUUGUGUGAUCGGUAGCGGCUUCGCUGGAGAGGUCGCCAGUGUUGGCAAAGACAUCCAAAACAUCAACGACCCUCGAGUCAAGGUCGGAGCUCAUGUAGCUGGAUUCGUUCAAGGCGCGUGUUCGGUUAACAACCGCCCAGGAGCCUUUGCCGAGUACCUCAAUAUUCCUAGAAGAGUGCCACUCCAAGAGGCAGCCACCGUUAGUCUGUGUGGACUUACAGCUACUCAGGGUGUCUUUCGUCGACUUGAACUCCCAGGGCCAUUUAUCGAGUCUCAGAAUAUUAACCACCUCAAACUCGACGAAGGGGAGCCCGUGAACGUGUUAGUUUGCGGGGCAACAACCUCACUGGGCCUAUUUGCCACACAGCUCGUGCGCCUGGCUGAGAGAAUUUCAGGGACGAGGAUCCGUCUCAUCGGUGCCGCCAGCAGGGCAAAGCAUGACAUGCUGCGCCAAGCUCCUUACUCAUACAAUGAGUUAGUUGACUACAGAGACUCUGACUGGCAAAUAAAGGUACGUCAGGUCUGUGGCGCAACUGGCGGAGUCCACUACGGCAUAGACGCGGUCUCGCAGUCUCCGUCCGUCGAACAUGUGCAUGAUACGUUGGUCGCCGAGGGGAAGUUGGCAGUUUUCAGAGCAUCCGCUCUCGCAGGGUUCGAUCCAUCGAAACUCAGGGUCAAGGCGGUCACAGGUGCGGUCUGGGAGGGUCUUGGUGUAGAAAUCCAAUAUCAAGGCGUCACAUUCCCAGCCAACCCUGGAGCCCAAAAAGUCAAGUUGCAGGCAAACCCGGUUCGUCUGAUGCCAGGAGGACUUUAG